GGCGACUGAGAUAGAAUCGCCGAUUCGCAUUUUUAGGAGGCCGGUUCUAUCGCUGUCCUUUUGGUGGCUUUUAAUAGAGCGCCUCGAUUAGGCCUCAGAUCGUUCUACCAUUUCCCGCCUCUCGGUUCCCCUCUCAGGGCCGAUCUAGCCGUUUACAAUGGCUCUUCUUGCUCACGCUUCCGCGAUGGCUGUCGCAGAGCUCGCACUCACCACGCGACUAUCAGCGACGUCGCCAUGCGAUAGCUUAUCUAGCGUCGCCUCGUUUGCGCCGACUCGUUGGGUUGCCGCUCCUUCCGCCUCACGGCAACCACAAACCAGUCGGGCUACUCGAUUGGUCGUCAGUGCAGAAACUGAGAGCAAGGGUUUGACCCGAGAGGGUGUGCUCCAGGGCGGCAGAUGGCUGAGCUCCAACACCCGCCACGUGCGCAUCUACGUGGGGUACAUCGACCCGCAGACCAUGGAGAUGGACCAGACGCAGGCGGACAAGCUGUCGCUGCUGCUGGACCCGGACAACGAGUUCCUGUGGUCGGAAGAGACGGAGAAGAAGGUGUACGACAAGUUCACAGAGCUCGUGGAAGGCUACGCGGGUGCGGAGAUGUCAGAGUACACGCUUCGCCUGAUUGGCUCGGACUUGGAGCACUUCAUCCGCAACAUGCUGCUGGCAGGAGAGAUCUCGUACAACCUGGACUGCCGGGUGCUCAAUUUCAGCAUGGGCAAGCCACGCAUGCCGGAUCCUGCUGCCAAGUGAGGCUACAUUGUCAGAGACUGAGGACCAUGUAUUUACGGAACACUAUUCUGUCACCACCAGCUUCUAUCUGCACUUACGGAAGAUGCCCUUGUCAUGAGUUUGGCUCUGAUAUAGGAAAGUGCAGUCAAGAUGUUGCUGUUAUGUAAUGCCACGAGGUUGCACAUUCUUAUCCCGCAUCUUAGACAGGGAUUUGAACAGGCUACUCAGCUGAGUCAAUUGAGCACGCUGCACAAUCCUUAUCGGUCAGGGAGCUAGCAUUGUGAUGAUAAGGAACUAGC
Closterium sp. NIES-67 is the source of this 1026-nucleotide messenger RNA. NCBI's taxonomy places the organism in Eukaryota, Viridiplantae, Streptophyta, Zygnematophyceae, Desmidiales, Closteriaceae. The record is from the annotation of a GenBank genome assembly.